This is a messenger RNA of Magallana angulata, 1565 nucleotides long. Its product is annotated as retinol dehydrogenase 7-like. The record is from RefSeq and is a predicted model, not a curated record. The transcript is spliced from 6 exons. Gene Ontology annotation, molecular function: oxidoreductase activity. Lineage: Eukaryota; Metazoa; Mollusca; Bivalvia; Ostreida; Ostreidae. The coding region runs from base 107 to 1363 and encodes 418 amino acids.
GCGUAAGAAACUCGUUCCAGUCGGUCAGCUAAUCAGAAUACCGAUAACAAAAUCCUGUUGGCAUGUAUAUAAAGAUGGCGGAAAGAUGUGAUCAUGCCUUGAGCGGAUGAAGCAGCAUGGAACCUUUCGGCUUAUUUCUCAUCUACUGAUAAUGUUGGUGUUAUUAGCAGCUGCCAUGUCCUUUGAAAAUCAAUCAGAACACUUCGAAAAUCUCGACGAAGAUGACGUCAUAUUUUAUUCUGUGUUGUAUUCAGUUGUCACUGUGGUUUUUGCGAUGGCAGUCCUGUCAAAGUUUCUGACAAAUGAAUUGCGAAUGGGAUUCCGAUCAGUUUUAAGUCUCCUAGUGCUAUUUUUGGGAGAGCCUCUCUGUCAAUUCUUAAUUAAGGGACCAGGGGGUGUGCUGACUUUCGCUGGAUGCUGUCUGUUUAUUUAUUCAAUUCUUCCUGCAAGUCAUCUACCUGUUGGAAAUAAAACAGUUCUGGUGACAGGAUGUGAUUCUGGAAUUGGUCAUGCUGUGGUGAGGAAGUUGGACAGUCUUGGUAUGAAGGUCUAUGCUGCCUGUUUAGAUACCAACAGCCCUGGAGCUGUCUCACUCCACAAUAACUGCUCAGAAAAUGUACAUAUUCUCCAACUUGAUAUCACAAACAAGAAGGACAUUGAAAAUGUGGUUAGUUUUAUAAACAACAGAGUAGGUUCAGAAGGACUCUGGGGUCUAGUCAACAAUGCAGGUGUGUGGUAUUUCUCAGAGAUAGAAAUGACAUCGGACAGCCUGCUCCGGAAAGUCCUGGAGACCAAUAUUCUGGGAGCCAUCUCUCUCACCCGGGCUCUGCUUCCUCCAAUACGACAGGCCAAGGGAAGAAUAGUUAAUAUAUCUAGUUUAUUAGGCAGAAUAACAAUGGAAGGAAAUGGAGCCUAUGCUAUUUCUAAGCAUGCUUUGGUGGCAUUCUCAGAUACACUUAGGCAGGAAAUGAAGAAGUGGGGAGUGAAAGUUUCUGUCAUUGAACCAACAGGGUUUUCUACAGACAAUAUGAAAGAACACAACAUACUACGUAGAAAAGAAGAAAUUUGGAAUUCUAUUGAAAGUGAAGAGAUCAGAAACACUUAUGGAAGGCGAUACCUUGAUGGUAUUUACAACAGCAUAAUUGAGGGGUCUGGUCGCUACCCCUCAGAUCUGACCCCGGUGACAAGAGCGGUCAGAAGCGGGCUAUUGUCAAAACGUCCCAGGCAGAGAUACCCAUGUGGGACAGGGGCAGAGUUUCUCCUGACCCUGUAUCCAUUGUUACCUGUAUGGAUGGCGGAUUCCUUGUCGGCCUCUCUUGGAAUUAUGCCCAGAAAUAUUAGCCCAGCAGCUCUGGAACAGUAAUGAUCAAAACAUGUCUCCUUCACUGAGCCAACACUGCCACGUGCAUGCCCAAAACUAUUUUUUCUGCUUAGAACUUCAUUGUCAAUAUUGUCAGCUGUCAAGGAUGGAACAAUUGUUCACUUUUUUAUUAAAAAAGGGAAAUUUAUGUCAUUUUCUUUUGUGCAAUUUUAAAACAAGAUUACAUCAUUGUUUGGCUGUUGUG